This is a messenger RNA of Esox lucius (northern pike), 1966 nucleotides long. RefSeq names its product synuclein, gamma a (gene sncga). Gene Ontology annotation, biological process: synaptic vesicle endocytosis; chemical synaptic transmission; synapse organization. The coding region runs from base 187 to 561 and encodes 124 amino acids. The transcript is spliced from 6 exons. Gene Ontology annotation, molecular function: cuprous ion binding. Lineage: Eukaryota; Metazoa; Chordata; Actinopteri; Esociformes; Esocidae. The record is from RefSeq and is a predicted model, not a curated record. Gene Ontology annotation, cellular component: neuronal cell body; cytoplasm; axon terminus.
UCUCUCUCUCUCUCUCAUAAGAGCAGCACAUGUACAAACGCUCGCGCACACACCCGCCAACCACGCGCUCACGGAGACGCACACUCAGACAGGACAGACAGACGCACAGAGCAGCCGCCCCUGCCAGUUCCAGAAACACAGCCAGAGCCAGCUAGAAGACACAGCCCCUGGAAGAAGCAGACCAGCAUGGAUGCACUAAAGAAGGGAUUCUCCAUGGCCAAGGAGGGCGUUGUGGCGGCAGCGGAGAAGACCAAGGCCGGGGUAGAGGAGGCAGCAGCCAAAACCAAGGAGGGGGUCAUGUAUGUGGGCACCAAGACAAAAGAUGGGAUGGUAGCCGGUGUGAACACGGUGGCCCAGAGAACGACUGAACAGGCCAAUAUUGUCAGCGAGGCCACAGUCACAGGGGCCAACGAGCUGUCUCAGCAAACAGUAGAAGGAAUGGAGAAUGUGGCGGUGAGCACCGGAUUGGUGAAUCAGGAAAAGGGGCAGGAAGAAGCAGCAGCUCUGGAGGCGGAGCCUGAGGGUGACUUCUCUCAGGGAGCUGAGCAGGCCGGACAGUAGGAGUCCUGAGCUCAGAGAUAGCAGUGGCCUCCCUCGUCCUCUUUUUGGAAGAAACCCUGUGUUAGCUGCUGCUUGUCCUGCAUCUCCCAUCACCAACUCUGGAUCGUGGGAAACACUACUGCCCCCCCCCCCCCCGUCUCCCUCUAAUGGUUUCUUUGUGUGACUCUAUAAAAUCUAACCAAAACACCCUUCCUGUAUAGUACAUAUUUCUGUCCUCAUUACUUUACAGUCCACAUACCUCAUCCCUAACGUUACCCAACUCACCACUGUCCCCGUCUCUACCCCAUUCUCUGUGCUCACCACACCCUAAAUAAAACAUACAGUACAAACACACACACACACACACCCCAUCAUUGAGGAGUACUUACAGAACAAUAAUUUGCUUCCUCACCUGGAGGUUUUGGCAAUGUGAGACUUACUGAUAGUGCAACACACUGUCAGCUGAUGUAACACCUUAUAGUGUAGAUGUAUCAGUGUAUGCUUUGGUCAUGUUAAUUAAUGAAUGUUUCAAGUCUGUAUGUAGUUGACCCCUUGUGUGUUAAUGCCUGACGUCCCCUUCCCUUUAUUAUGCCAGAUCAGGGUUCAGAGUCAGGAUGAAGGUGGAAGUAUGGGUUAACAUCACUGCUCCAUAGUGUCCUUCAUAUUGUUUGUUUACUCUCCAUAAUCACAUAAACCAUCACAUAACCGUGGCUCACGCCUGAUGUGGGUCUGCAGUACUGACAGGGUGCCAUGGGAACCAGGAACCUUGUCAACUGACACAGUAUACUCUGUCAAUCCACCCAUACUGGCACUGCUGAAAACAGAAGGAAACAAGAGCUAUAGAAGAGUUUAGAACACAAGUUUGCAAUGGCUUUUGUCUUUGUGUUUGACUGGAUAUAAUGAAAGGCAAUAAAUAGGAUCUGCAGAGAUGUUUUUAUCUGCUUCAGGUUCAUGUCAAAGAUGAAUGGCCCCACUUCCAGGUGUAAUCUGUACGCCUACCUCAGAAGUGGAUGCAUAUAGACAGUUGAAACACCUUGACUUCCAGUACUUUUGUUUAUCCAGGUUUAAUAAAACUUGCCCCCCAUGCUUUCACUCUGUUCCUUCAUACAAGCUCUCGCCCCGUAUAAUGUCUGACUAUAACAGGUCUUUUAAACCACCACAGUGUUUGUCCUUUGAAGCCAUCUGAUAUAAAACUGCAUGUUGCCUUACUAACAUCCAGACACAUAAUCUGACAUUCCUUGGGGAAAAAUAAAACCUCACACAAGUAAAAAUUCUAGUAUCAUACACAUUUAUCGAAGAAUUAGAAGCUACACACUAACAUUCAUUAACACUGAAACACAAAUAUAUGUUGGCAUCAAAGCAGACUGCUUCUUUUAUAAACAGUACAACUGAACUGAAAUAAAUACAUUUUUGUUUAAAUCCAAAA